AGGUUGGAACUAGCAAACGAUAUUUUUUCGAUCGCGCUUCGAAGAAGUUACUUUUGUGUCGAUAAAAAGAUACAAGGAAUACGAUUGAUUAAUUAAAAGAGAGAGAGAGAGAGAGAGAGAGAGAGAGAGAAAGAAAAAAAAAAGAAAUCCUCAAUAUGGUGGUCAAUUUCAAAGUGUUCAAAAAGAGUUCUCCAAACGGAAAGAUCUCUCUGUACGUCGGCAAACGAGAUUUUAUCGAUUAUUUAUCAGGGAUAGAACCGAUCGACGGAGUUAUAUUACUGGAUGAGAAUUACGUCGAAACAGGUAGAAAGAUAUGGGGCCAAUUGAUAUGCAGUUUUCGUUAUGGCAGAGAAGAGGACGAAGUUAUGGGAUUGAACUUUCAAAAGGAUCUUUAUUUGAUAUCCGAACAAUUAUAUCCGCCGAGUGGUACCAAGACCGACGUUAAUACGACGAGACUUCAAGAAAGGUUGUUGCAAAAAUUAGGCCCUAACGCUAUACCUUUCACUUUUAAUUUUCCACAGAGCGCGCCAUCGAGCGUGACCCUUCAACCGAGCCAGGACGAGACCGGAGAACCUUGUGGCGUUAGUUAUUUUAUUAAAAUUUAUUCCGGAGAAACGGAGACGGACGUUACGCACAAGAGAAGUACGGUAUCCCUUGGUAUAAGAAAGAUACAGUACACUCCAACGAAACAGGGCCGACAACCUUGUACGAUCGUAAGGAAAGAUUUUCUAUUGAGCCCUGGUGAACUCGAACUCGAGGUAACGCUCGAUAAACAAUUGUAUCAUCACGGCGAAUCGAUUGCGGUUAACGUUAGCGUUAGAAACAAUAGCAACAAGAUCGUUAAGAAGAUCAAAGCGUUGGUUCAACAAGGUAUAGACGUCGUCAUCUUUCAAAAUGGCCAAUUUCGUACUGUUAUCGACGCCAUCGAAACUCAAGACGGUUGUCCAAUAACGCCAGGCUCGAAUCUACAAAAGAUAAUAUAUUUGAAGCCUAAUCUGGAGAACAACAAGCAUAGACGUGGUAUCGCUUUGGAUGGAAGAUUAAAACGCGAGGAAGCCGAAUUAGCAUCGAGCACAUUGUUGACCUCGCCCGACGUACGCGACUCCUUUGGCAUCGUUGUCUCUUAUGCCGUCAAGGUCAAAUUAUAUCUCGGCGCAUUGGGUGGCGAACUGUCCGCCGAGUUACCUUUCAUAUUUAUGCGACCUAAACCAACCGAGAGGCUCAAAUUGGCGAACAACGAAACUUGCGUACAUAUCGAAAAUCUACCAGAGGAAAAGACGAAAGAAAAUUAGAUUAGUUCUAUAUAUAUAUAUAUAUAUAUAUAUA
Messenger RNA from Vespula pensylvanica (western yellowjacket), 1326 nucleotides. RefSeq names its product phosrestin-2 (gene Arr1). Gene Ontology annotation, cellular component: cytoplasm. Gene Ontology annotation, molecular function: G protein-coupled receptor binding. Lineage: Eukaryota; Metazoa; Arthropoda; Insecta; Hymenoptera; Vespidae. Gene Ontology annotation, biological process: signal transduction; G protein-coupled receptor internalization. Bases 156 to 1292 code for a protein of 378 amino acids. The record is from RefSeq and is a predicted model, not a curated record. The transcript has a single exon.